Messenger RNA from Bubalus bubalis (water buffalo), 530 nucleotides. Its product is annotated as cytochrome b-c1 complex subunit 6, mitochondrial. Bases 67 to 342 code for a protein of 91 amino acids. The transcript has a single exon. The record is from RefSeq and is a predicted model, not a curated record. Lineage: Eukaryota; Metazoa; Chordata; Mammalia; Artiodactyla; Bovidae. Gene Ontology annotation, biological process: mitochondrial electron transport, ubiquinol to cytochrome c.
UUUGAUCCUGAAGUGGAAUAGGUGCCGCUGUUGCUGCUUGUGUUGAGUCCAGAGCCGCAGCCGGACAUGGGGCUAGAGAACGAGCAAAGGAUGCUGACUGGGUCCGGAGAUCCCGAGGAGGAGGAAGAGGAGGAGGAGGAAUUAGUGGAUGCCCUAACAACAGUGAGAGAGCAAUGCGAGCAGCUGGAGAAAUGUGUAAAGGCUCAGGAGCAGCUCGAGCUCUGUGAUGAGCGUGUAUCCUCCAGGUCACAGACAGAGGAGGACUGCACAGAGGAGCUCUUGGACUUCUUGCAUGCAAGGGACCCCUGUGUGGCCCACAAACUGUUUAACAGCUUGAAAUAAGUGUGCAUAUUUGUUCACCCCAGCCUUCAUCACCUGGGCAUUGGGAUAUUUCCUCAUAGUUUUGAACAUGAUGUUUAUUUGUGUAACUAAGUUCAUGUGAAUCUCAAGGAUUUUGGCUUAGGCAAGUAAUUUCUGUGUAAUUAUCAGUGAUUUCAUCUUAAUAAAGUCCAGUGAUCAGCAAAAAAAAA